UUGAUUUGCUCAUGUCUUCCAACGUUGAAUGCUGGACUGUCUGAGUUGAUUGAGUUCAGGUUAUUUGCGUCGCCCAAUCAGCACACCGUCAGGUGAUGCAAAUUUCAACCCCAAGCCAAGACACUGGAUUUCUACCGGUACGUCGCAAAAUACUCUGUGCGAUUGGCUGGUCAAUAGCGGGUCUAUCUUCCAGCUCUGUAGUCUUGAGAAACGCGAAUCGCACAUGAUUCCUGGUCUUCCCAUACAUUGGACAGGAUGGCUGAGCGUUGCCCUAGUUUGAAGGAUGCCGUGGCAUCUUAAACCAUUGUUUUUGGAUACUGACUCAUGUUCUGCUUCAAGAUGAGGCCUGGUCAAAUCCCUCCAGGCAUAUGCUAUUUCUCCCCGUGACUUGACCUUCUUCUGUGACCUCCUGAUACUUACACGUUCUUGGCUGUCUAGGAUCAAGACCCUCAUUCGCAUGCAUGGUUCCCUAUGAGAAUUAGGACCAAGGUCCCAUCGGGUCCCGCACUGUUCACCUCAUACUUGAUCGUGCCUCUCGUUAGAGAUAGUAUGGCUGUGGAACUUCACCUUUUCGAUCUCACAACUGUCUCACUGCAUUGGAGAAUAUGGUCAUUCAGGUUUCAAAACCCUUUCACAUUCCUUAUUGAUGGCAGAGCUUCCGGACCGUUACCACUUUAUGGCGAGUAUAUAAGGCCCAUGCAUUGAAGCCAACUUGUUCAGAGCACUGUGGUUCGGUGACUUGCCCGUUACCAUGUUGUCUCUUAUUACAAGUUUAGUCUCUGUUCUAUACAUCGCUGCGUUGUCUCACGCUUCGCCUCUUGAACCUCGAGCUCCAGUAUGGACCUUCACUGAACGAGGAAACUCUGGAAUCGUGGCUCUGGAAUCCAUCAUUGUUUCGCCUACUCUUGCCCUUUUCUUUGACAAAGCUUCAGACGAUCCUCUUCAAAUUAACAACCAUUCUGCCUGGGGUGCUCUUUGGAACCUCGUGACCGACGAGGUUACUCCUCUGGAUGUCGUUACGAACUCGUUCUGUGCAAGCGGUGCUCUCUUGAGUAAUGGUAGCAUGGUCAGUGUGGGUGGUGACCCGAAUCUCUUCCCCGGAAACCCAGCGAUCGAAGAUGGUACUCAGGGCAUCCGUAUCUUCGAACCAUGCGACGACCCUGCGGGAGUCGGCUGCACAUUGUUCGAGGAUCCGACGACCUUGCAUCUGGCAGAAAACAGAUGGUAUCCUUCGGCGAUCCGUAUUCCAGAUGGAAGUCUCAUGAUUGUAGGUGGCGCGCAUCACAAUCUAGUCUUCUACAACGAUAUCGAACAAGGCGCCGCUACUGUCGAGUUCUUCCCCCCUAAGUUUGGCGGUGUCCCUAGGCCAUCCGAAUUCCUCAAGAGGAGCUUGCCUGUAAAUCUGUUCCCUCGACAAUUCCUCCUUCCUGACGGAAAGGUGUUCAUGGUCGCGAACAACCAGUCUAUUAUUUACGACAUUCAGACUGGCGAUGAACGAAUCUUACCUGACAUCCCUAACGGCGUUCGCAUCACGAACCCCUUCGAUGGUUCCGCCAUUCUGCUCCCCUUAUCGCCUCCCAAUUUCACUCCAGAGGUCCUCGUCUGCGGUGGCACCAACAUCACUGACACCACCCCAGUGACCUCCAUAUCCAGUCAAACACCGGCUUCUGACCAGUGCAGCCGCAUCACACUGACGGAAGAAGGUAUCAAGAAGGGUUGGGUCGUCGAGAGGAUGCUCGAGCCGCGCAUUAUGCCUGAGCUGCUGCACCUGCCGAACGGACAGGUACUCAUUACCAAUGGUGGUUCGACCGGAGUGGCUGCCAUUGGCACGGUCUUCGACCCCGUUGGGAACUCGAAUGCUGAUAACCCGGCCUUUACACCCUCAUUAUAUACGCCCACAGCUCCACGUGGUCGGAGAAUCAGUAAUGUGGGUAUGCCGACAUCUAACAUUGCCAGAUUGUAUCAUUCGAGCGUCACCCUCACCCCUCAAGGCAAUUUCCUUAUCGCUGGGAGCAACCCGAACGACAUGACCAACCUCACUGCCAGUGUGAAGUUCAAGAGCGAGUUCCGUGUUGAGACCCUCGACCCGCCCUUCAUGUUUGUCGCACGACCCAGAAUCUUGAAUGUCCCGUCAAAGAUUGGCUUUAGUCAACGGUUCACUGUACCCGUUAGCAUUCCUACCAACCUCAGGGCCGCGAAGAUCGAAGUUGCGCUCAUGGAUUUGGGCUUCUCAAGCCACGCUUUCCAUUCAGGUGCCCGCCUUGUCUUCAUGAACGCUCAACUAUCAAGGGAUCGUCGGUCGUUGACGAUCACUGCUCCUCCAGACCGUAACGUCUAUCCACCUGGUCCUGCAUUCAUCUUUUUGACGAUAGAUGAUGUGACGAGCGAAGGUCAGAAGGUGAUGGUAGGCAGUGGUGCACCUCCUCCUCAGACAGACUAAGGAAUUUAUGAAGUACCAAUUGUAACUGUAUUGCCGAACGAUAGAUCCCGUACCACUAGCGAAAUGGAUGUAAUGUCCUGUCUUGUGACUUACAACUGCGAUUGUUCAGUCUACAGGCUUGUACUCAAUGAUAUCUGUUUCACGCAAUCCCAGACCUUGACGGGUUCGGGGCCA
Molecule: messenger RNA, 2614 nt
Organism: Somion occarium
Lineage: Eukaryota; Fungi; Basidiomycota; Agaricomycetes; Polyporales; Cerrenaceae
Source: the annotation of a GenBank genome assembly